This is a messenger RNA of Chara braunii, 1895 nucleotides long. The record is from the annotation of a GenBank genome assembly. Lineage: Eukaryota; Viridiplantae; Streptophyta; Charophyceae; Charales; Characeae.
CCUUCUAUGCACCACCAACUUCGCCUACGGAGGACGAGGUCGCGGUGGGGGACAUUCUUGCGUAUGUGAGCAAGGUGGCGYGYGAGUUUCGCACGCAGUGGUACGACAACAACAACGCACUGCUCCUUUAUGUCCGCAUCCAAAUCGGGCAAGCGUCCUGCAGCGCUUUGCUGGAUAGCGGCGCGACUCACAACUUCAUCAGCCAGUCCUUCAUGCAAAGGGUCGGCCUUGGACCACAAGUUCGAAGGAAGGCACACCCUACAUCGAUCAAGUUGGAGGACGGUCGAACGCAACARCUCCUUGAUCGCUACAUCGAAGCCGUCCCGGUUUACUUCGCACCUCAUGCAUGCGAACCGGUGACGUUCGACGUCUUGGACACGGACUUCGACAUCAUCUUGGGCAUGCCUUGGCUUGCAAGUGCGGAUCACACGGUCAACUUCCAUCGGCGGACACUUACGGUUCGCGACGCGUUCGGCGCCGAAGUACCAUGUACCAUUCCUCCUCCGCMCCCUUCGAUCCGGUGCCAAGUUGUAACCGCCAAGUCUUUUCGGGCCACUUGUGCUUACGAGCGGACCRAAGAGAUCGGCUUAUGUUUUCUCCGAACCGUCGCGGUAGCGGACUCUCAACCUACGGACUUGUCUUCAGACCCCGGGGUGGUGCGGUUGCUCGACGAAUUUGCCGACGUCUUCGAGUCACCUACCGGCCUCGUGCCGGAUCGGCCGAUCUCACACGAGAUCAUUCUUGAGGCCGGUGUCGUGCCGCCGAAAGGAUGCAUUUAUCGCAUGAGCGAGGAGGAACUUACAGUACUCCGCGCGCAGCUCCACGACUUGUUGGAAAAAGGCUGGAUCCGKYCUAGUAGCUCACCCUAUGGUGCGCCAGUUCUCUUCGUUCGGAAGAAGAACAAGGACCUUCGCCUAUGCAUCGAUUACCGCAAGCUCAAUGCGCAAACCGUCAAGAACGCAGGACCUCUUCCUCGUACUGACAACCUUCUGGAGCGCUUGGGCGGCGCAAAUUUCUUUUGUAAGCUGGAUUUGAAGUCGGGAUAUCAUCAGAUCUCGAUUCGGCCGCAAGAUCRCUACAAGACCGCGUUCAAGACACGGUACGGGCACUUCGAGUGGGUUGUUAUGCCUUUUGGACUCACCAACGCCCCGGUGACUUUUCAAGCGGCGAUGACCAACGAGUUCCGGGCAACGUUGGACCGGUUCAUGCUGGUCUACUUGGACGACAUCCUCGUCUAUAGCCGAACCUUGGAGGAACAUCUUGACCAUCUUCGGCGAGUGUUGGAGACACUCCGGCGCGCCAAGUUCAAAGCCAACCGCGACAAGUGCGAGUUCGUACGUCAAGAGUUGGAAUACGUGGGCCACUUCGUCACUCCACAAGGCAUCAGUCCGUUGUCGGACAAGAUUCAAGCCGUCCAAGAUUGGCCGGAGCCACGGAACGUCACGGAUGUCCGAUCAUUCCUUGGCCUCGCCGGCUACUACCAACGUUUCAUCAAAGGCGAAGAUCACGGCUCACUUAACCAAGCUUCAAUGCGAGGACCGAUCGUUUGACUUCGGGACGGCCGCACGGGAAUCAUUCUUGGGCCUCAAGGCCGCAUUGCUUUCCGCGGAGGUAUUGCGGAUAUACGACCCGCUAUUGCCAAUACGCGUCACCACGGACGCAUCCGGCUAUGGCAUUGGUGCUGUCCUCGAGCAACAUGACGGCGUGGACUGGCACCCGCUCGAAUACUUCAGCAAGAAAGUGUCGGCCGUGCACUCCAUCGAUGAUGCACGCAAGAAGGAACUUCUCGCCUUCUUCCACGCACUCAAGCGGUGGCGGCACUCCCUCCUCGGUCGACGCCAGUUCCGAUGGAUAACAGACAAUAAUCCGUUGGUCUUCUACAAGUCUCAAGACAC